Trematomus bernacchii (emerald rockcod) is the source of this 3417-nucleotide messenger RNA. Its product is annotated as high affinity choline transporter 1-like. Gene Ontology annotation, molecular function: choline:sodium symporter activity. The coding region runs from base 385 to 1995 and encodes 536 amino acids. Gene Ontology annotation, cellular component: plasma membrane. Gene Ontology annotation, biological process: acetylcholine biosynthetic process; choline transport; transmembrane transport. The transcript is spliced from 11 exons. The record is from RefSeq and is a predicted model, not a curated record. Lineage: Eukaryota; Metazoa; Chordata; Actinopteri; Perciformes; Nototheniidae.
CGGAGUUGCACUUUGCAGACGGUCCCUGAGCACUGGUUUCUUCCCCGGCUGCGGAUAGAGACCAAUGUGUCCAGCUCGGAGGACGUUCUCCGAGAAAAGCAUCCAGCUUCCCUGGCCUGGAAAUCUAAUUUAUCUGCUGUACAAAACCUGCAACUAAAUCUGCUGGAAAAACUCUCAACAAAACCAGCAAUACCGUGUGCUCCAAGGUUGUCAGCAACACAGGGAUGCAAACUCAUCAGUGAUCACUCCGCUCCACUCCUUCACUCUGCUGAGGUGUGGCUUUGAGGAUCUUUACCGAAAACUGAUUUUCUUCUUCUUACAACUUUCCAAAGGAUUUACAGGUUUCCCCAAAUCCUGACAGUCCUUUCCCCACAGUCACUGAGGAUGGCGGUAAAUUGGCCAGGACUCGUGUCCAUAGGAGUGUUUUACAUCAUCGUACUGGGCACAGGCAUCUGGGCGUCCAGGAAGUCCAAACGCGAGGAGAAGAAAUGCUCCGGGAACCGCAGUGAAGUUGCAAUGGUUGGAGGGAGGAACCUAAAUAUCUGUGUCAGCAUCUUCACAAUGACAGCCACUUGGGUGGGAGGUGGCUAUAUUAUGGGUAGUGCUGAAAUGGUCUACGAUCCAACGAAGGGCUUAGUGUGGGCCGUCGCACCCUUGGCUUUCUCCAUGAGUCUAAUUAUAGGUGGGCUCUUCUUUGUCAAACCUAUGCGGUCGAAGAACUACGUGACCCUCAUGGAUCCAUUUCAGGAGAAAUACGGCAACAAAGUGUCCGCUGUGCUCUUCAUUCCCGCUCUCAUUGGGGACAUCCUGUGGAUUGCAUGUAUUCUGGGUGCACUGGGAGGGACGGUGAGCGUGGUGAUAGAUAUCCACCCCUGGCUGGCUGUGAUUAUCUCUGCUGCUGUGGCCGUCCUCUACACUCUGAUGGGAGGACUCUACUCCGUGGCCUACACUGAUGUCAUCCAGCUUUGCUUCAUUAUCGUCGGCUUGUGGCUCUGUGUGCCUUUUAUCCUGGCUAGCCCCUCCUCUGCUAACUUCACUGUUGCUGCAGUCACUAAGCUGCACCAGGAGCCAUGGAUCGGCCGGCUGGAGCUGGAGGAUGCAGGUCGCUGGGUGGAGGACAUACUGCUGCUGGCCAUCGGAGGGAUCUGCUACCAGGCUUUCUACCAGAGGGUUCUGUCCACAGCCACUGAUGCCCAGGCGAAGAUCACCUGCUACGCUGCUGCUGUAUUUUGCCCAAUUCUUGGCAUCCCUUCAAUCCUCAUAGGAGCAGUGGCUGCAUCUACCAACUGGAACCAGACCAGCUACGGUUCCCCCAGCCCGUAUGAAGAGGGCAAAGCUGGCAUGAUCCUCCCCAUCGCCCUCCAGCAUCUCUGCCCUUUCUACGUCUCUCUGCUCGGUAUGGGAGCUCUGGCUGCUGCCGUGAUGUCGUCCGUCGACUCGGCUCUUCUGUCUGCCGCCUCCCAACUGGGCCGAAACAUCUUCAAGAACAUCAUCUACAAAGGGGCGUCAGAGAAACUGAUUCUCAUGGCGGUGAAAGUGUCGGUGGUGCUGUGUGGGACAGCUGGAGCCGGCCUGGCCAUGACGACCUCGUCCGUCCACUUGUUCUGGAUCAUCAGCUCAGACGUGCUGUACUGUAUGAUGGCUCCUCAGGUGAUUUGCAUCUUCUACCUGUCUCGCUGGGUGAAUUACUUAGGGGCCUGCUUUGGUUUCGUGCUGGCUCUCCUGCUGAGGGUUCUGGUUGGAGAACCUGUGAUCGGCCUUCCUGACCUGAUGCCUCUGCCCUGGGACAAGAUCCAGGACGAUGGUACUCGAUACCGUUUGUUCCCUUUUCGAACCGCAAUCCUGUUCAUCACCCUCGGGACUAUUUUCCUAGUGUCACGCCUCGCUGAGUGCCUGUUUGAGAAGAGGAUGCUGGGAAGUGAGGAUGAAACAGACGCUACAUGUCAGGAGAUGAAACCGAUGAAUAAAGAACAGACAAACACAUCUUUAGAUUGAUAAAUAUAUAGAUCAGGGGUGUCCAAACAUUUUUCACCAAGGGUCACAUACAGAAAAAUAUUCGAAGGGCCGGGCCACUCACUAGAGGCGAGGUAUACUGCCUCAUAAGUUAAGUUAUAAGUUAGCAAAAUCAAUCAAAAGUAGGUAAAUGAUGCUUGAUACUUGAAUCUGCUUUAAGGAAAAUAAACAGCCUACAUCCAAGCUCUCCAGAGAGUUUCAUUUCAUUUGUUAGCAGCUCAUCCCUUAGGAAAUAGGAAGGGUAUAUUUCUAGUUAUUGGGCUUUUUUCUUAUCGACUUUGAACAUAUUUUCAAAUUUAAUUGACUGAAUUUAUUGCAAAUUGGGCUUAUUAACACAUGAACACUACUGUGUAAUUUAUGUUUACAGAUAUAUUUAAUAAGUACAAUUCCCGCAUCACUUACAAACUCCUCCUCCUCACCUACAAGUCCCUCCAUGCCCUCUCCCCUCAGUACCUCACAGAUCUCCUCCAUCCAUACAUCCCGUCCCGCACCCUUCGAUCCUCAGACUCUGGCCUGCUCUCCAUUCCACCUUCACGCCUCCACACCUUCGGGGACCGUGCCUUCAGUGUCGCUGCCCCCACCCUCUGGAACUCCCUCCCUGCAGAAAUCCGCAACGCCCCUUCUCUGAACAUCUUCACAUCAACCCUUAAAACUCAUCUGUUCAACAUCGCCUUCCAACAAUAACUCACUCUCCACCCCCACUUACACUUCCAUUUCUGCCCCCUGUUUUAUGUUUUAUGUCUUGUCCUUGUAUGUUUCUUUGUAAAGCGACCUUGAGGUUAUGAAAGGCGCUAUAUAAAUUCAAGUUACAAUUAUUAUUAUUAAUUCAAGAAAAGCUCAAGUUUAAUUUGUGGGCCGUAUUCCAUUAUACUUUUUGAAUGUCCCGCGGGCCGCUUUUGGCCCCCGGGCCGUAGUUUGGACACCCCUGAUAUAUCUGGGGAUGUGUGUGGUUCAUUUCUUCUUAUGACUUUUCUUCCUUUAGCGAACAAUAUGUGCUUUAAUCAAAACAGAACAAAAAGGUGUGAAGCAGAGUGGGAUCAUGGGAGUUUGUAUCUUUCCAAGCAUUCCUGCCAUUUGAGUUUCUUACAGUCAGUGUCCUUUAUUCUCCUCAAAAAGAAACCUGUUGUUUUAAACUGUUGAAAACUCAGAAUAAAGCUAUUUCCUGUUUAUAAUCAGGCUACUGACUCAAUGUACUCAAUGAAAGGCAGGUUUUUCUAUAUGUAAAAUCAUUUUUGAUCCUAAAUAUCUUUGUUUUCGUCUUUUCUAAGCUCACAUUGUUCUGCUGUCUUACAUAUAGGGUUGCAAAGGGGCGGAACAUUUCCGGUAAAUUUCCGGAAAGUUUCCAUGGGAAGUUAAGCUGGGGAAUUUUGGAAAUAUUCGAUGCAAAAUUAUACAAAAAACAUG